Messenger RNA from Geodia barretti, 1060 nucleotides. The record is from the annotation of a GenBank genome assembly. Lineage: Eukaryota; Metazoa; Porifera; Demospongiae; Tetractinellida; Geodiidae.
AUGAGGAGACCUGAAGACUCCGUACUCCUGAUUAUAGUCGUUGGACUGAUCAUCGCCGUUGCGUUUGCCGAAGAGCCAAAGGUCAACGAACCCAGUAUCACUACCACAUGGAUAUCUGAAUCGACCAUUGCAAGUGUCCAUCCCACGUCAAGUAUUACUCCGACGUCAAGCAGCUCAACUACUUCGACAGAGACACGAACAUCGACGCACAUAGUCCCGACCGUAACGACUAGUUCUACACCCAGCCCUACACCCACUCAUAAUGGCGUGUUCUAUAAUGUACCGGACAAUGAAGACCGGAAUCGGAGUUGCAUCCUUUUCUCUGCCGAAAUGAUACAAGUGACGCUCAACUAUGUCACCAUAAAUGGCACGAUCCAACCGAAGGUUUUCAAUUUGUAUAACUCAAGUAUGGAACUGAACCUUAACGAGAGUCACUGCACCAAAGAUGAUCGUGGCUGGGCAUAUCUGACAAUCGACUGGCGGACGACGCCCACAUCGUCAGCCACCCAAAGCCUCACGUUUUACUUUGCCAGACAAGAGUACACCUGGAAGUUGGGCAUCAUCAAGCUGGUCCUCAAUACCACCGACAACGAUUUUCCAAACAUCAAAAGUCUCGCUGAGUUUCACUUUCAGUACGAGAAGGUGGUCUUUGAAAACGAGUACGAGAGAUCGUACAAGUGUGACAAAUCCCAGCGGUUCGGGUUGGAAAACACGGAUGCAAGUGUGACUGUCAUCAAUGUGACUACCGUUGCGCUGAUGCCUGUCUGGAGAAUACAGGCUUUUGAGUUUAGGAAGGAAAAUGAGUUUGGGAAUGCACGCAUAUGUCCUCAGAGUAUUGCCAAGAACAUAAAGCUCCCAGCUAUUGUAGGAGGUGUCCUCUUUCUCUUUCUGUCCGCCGUGGUUGUUGUCUACAUCAUCAGCCGAUUCCGAAGACGAAAACUCGCAUCUUAUGCAGCUCUAAAAUAGAAAAAACCUUAGUUCGUUAUUGCGUAUUGCCUCUUUUGUGUGCUUGUUAUGUCAUUUCCCCGUGAGUCACGUGCGCGGGACUAACCUUUGACCC